UGGUAAAAAUAGGGCUGUUAAUGGAGUAUUAUACUCUGGAGUUACAACCACUUCAUCCCAGUGUAGUUUAUAUAUUACACUACUCAAGAUCAUUGUAAAAUGUUGGGAGACUUGUAAUGGAAUCCCAGUA
Messenger RNA from Racocetra persica, 130 nucleotides. NCBI's taxonomy places the organism in Eukaryota, Fungi, Glomeromycota, Glomeromycetes, Diversisporales, Gigasporaceae. The record is from the annotation of a GenBank genome assembly.